Messenger RNA from Mauremys mutica (yellowpond turtle), 1374 nucleotides. Its product is annotated as adhesion G protein-coupled receptor E1-like. Lineage: Eukaryota; Metazoa; Chordata; Testudines; Geoemydidae. Gene Ontology annotation, biological process: adenylate cyclase-activating G protein-coupled receptor signaling pathway. The transcript is spliced from 11 exons. The record is from RefSeq and is a predicted model, not a curated record. Gene Ontology annotation, molecular function: G protein-coupled receptor activity; calcium ion binding. The coding region runs from base 1 to 1374 and encodes 457 amino acids.
AUGAAGCAGCUCAUCUCCCACCUUCUGGGCUUUUGCUGGCUCGUCUGCUUCACGGGGACUCAAUGUUUCACCAGCGAUGAUGACAUGUGUCAGUAUUCGACUACUUGUCCUUCUUUUGCAACCUGUGAAAACAUCACCACGGGCUACCACUGCACCUGCAAACGUGGGUAUAUAUCUAGUUCUUUGGAGGAACACUUCACUAAUCCAGCAGUGAAGUGCGUUGUCGACAGAUGUCAGGAUUCGUCUACUUGUCCUGCUUUUGCAACUUGUGAAAACGUUGCUGGGGGUUACCACUGCACCUGCAAACGUGGGUUUGCAUCUAGUUCUGGGAAGCAAAACUUCACUGAUCCAACAGUGAAGUGCAUUGAUGUUAAUGAAUGUUCUCAGGACCCACCAGUCUGUGGCCCUCACAACCAAUGCAACAACACCCGAGGGAGUUUCACCUGCCAAUGUUCUCCAGGUUAUUCUUCCCCCAGUGGGACCUCUUGGAAACCUGGUGACUCCCACACCUUGGACUGCACAGAAAAUCUCAUCAGCUGCCAGCCCAGGAUUCUGCAACGAGACGAUUUCAAAAGUCUGUGCGGCAACAGCACCCAGCACGGAAACCAACAAAACAACAGAUUUUGCACCUUCCUGAAUGAGACCUCAAAGACCCUGGAAUCUGCAUGCGGCAAUGGAAAUCAGUCAAUAUCGCUGAAGGAAGUCUCCACCUCUAUCGAUUUGCUUUUCUAUGCCACUGCCCAGCAGUCUAAUGGGAGCAAGGAGGAGGUCGCAUUGGUAGCCACUAUCUUUCUGCAGAGCGUAGAAUCAGCAGCUUUGGCAACUGCUCGGAAAAGCCCCGGGAACAAGACACAGACUAUCACGGGAGAGACAAUGACCAUCGUGGCCCAGCGGGUUACGGAUAACUGCAGUCGGGCAGGGAAGAUGAUCGAACUGAACGCUGAAAACGAGUUGAUGAGCAUUGACUGCAUGACAGUGGUUGGCGCCAGGGAACAAGGCUCCGGAGUCGUUGCCUUCAUAUCGUAUGCCACUCUCGAGUCCAUCCUGAACAAUAACUUUAUCGACCAGCAAAACCUGAGAGAGGAUGUCAAACUGGGUAGCACUAUGCUGAAUUCGAAGGUAGUGAGUGGGACCAUUGGGAAACCCGGACCCCUCUCCAAACCUUUCAACUUCACCCUGGAGCAUAAACAGAAAAAGGAAAUGGAAGACAAGAUUAUCUGUGUUUUCUGGAAUCUCACUGGUCCCUGGUUUACUGAAGGCUGCAGACUUCUCCGUGAAAACAGCACUCACACCACCUGCACCUGUAAUCACCUGUCCAGCUUUGCCAUCCUGAUGGCUUCACAUGCUAUCAAGGUAUUUCAACCAUCCGCUUAA